CUUUGGGGACGGCCCCCCCCCGAGCGGUUCAGGGCCGGGCGGAGUUUAGGACCGAGGAUCCCGGCGCCCCUGUAGCCCCUCCCACGCGCCUUCGCCACGCCUUCUUUCUUGGAGCCUGGCCCCGCCUUUCUCCUGGAGCCCACCUCUCCGCGCAGGCGCGCAGAACCCGGAAGCGGCUCGCCUGGGCGCCGCCAUAUUGUGCCCGCUCCCUUCCGUACGGCCCGGUGGCGGCGGUGGCCCGGCCCAGCGGCUCCAGCCAUGUCCGAGACCUACGAUUUCCUCUUCAAGUUCCUCGUGAUAGGGAGUGCCGGCACAGGGAAGUCCUGCCUCCUCCAUCAAUUCAUCGAAAACAAAUUCAAACAAGAUUCGAACCACACAAUCGGGGUGGAAUUCGGCUCUAAGGUUGUUAACGUUGGCGGGAAGACGGUGAAGCUGCAGAUCUGGGACACGGCUGGGCAGGAGAGGUUCAGGUCGGUGACUAGAAGCUACUACCGGGGUGCAGCUGGUGCACUGCUUGUGUACGAUAUCACCAGCCGGGAGACCUACAACGCGCUGACCAACUGGCUGACGGACGCUCGCACCCUCGCUAGCCCCAACAUCGUCAUCAUCCUCUGCGGGAACAAGAAGGAUUUGGAUGCCGACCGGGAGGUGACGUUCCUGGAGGCUUCGCGCUUUGCCCAAGAGAACGAGCUCAUGUUCCUGGAGACCAGCGCCCUGACGGGAGAGAACGUGGAAGAAGCCUUCUUAAAAUGUGCGAGGACCAUAUUAAACAAAAUUGAAUCGGGUGAACUUGACCCGGAGAGGAUGGGCUCAGGGAUCCAGUACGGAGACGCCUCCCUUCGCCAGCUGCGGCAGCCCCGGGGAGCCCAGGCGCAGAGCCGGCAGCAGUGCAGUUGCUAAACGCCUGUGCCCAAGGACCACGUGCCUCGCUCGCCGAGCCCCCCCCAGCUUCCCCAGGAGCCCCCCCCCCCCCCGCCCCGUACCAUUUGCCCCCUUCUCAUCCCAAGAAGCCCCGGGACUCUCGAGUUUACCUCCGUGGCAAACGCCUUGUUUUGAUUGUAUUUGACCGAGGUGGCUUCUGGCAAACACUCCUUGCCCACUGCUCAUCGUCCCCCCACCACCGCGGCUGCCAGCCUGGUGGGCUAUGUUGUGUGUUGUCCCCCCCUCCACACACGCCCCCACAAGCAGGUUGGGUUGUAUUCAGCUUGUUUAAAAACAAAACAAAACACUCCUCAGAGAUGCUACUGGCAACGUUUCGGGGUGCUUGAAUGAAGGGGGGGGUCCCCGCCUCACGCAGGGUGGGGGGACAGGCCCCCCCCGCAGUGUGGCCAAGAGGGAUGGCUCGUCCCCAAGUGCUGGGGCAGGGGGGAGGGUGUGUCCCUGCCCAGCUUCCUGGGUUUUGCCUUUGUUGGUUUUUUUUUGUGUGUGUGUGUGUGCGCGUGGUCUCCACUUUGCAUUUCCACUUCCCACCCGCCACCAUGUGAGAAAAGGUGGAUUUGGGGGGGGGGGGGGGAUGACAACACGACGGACACAAUGUUGUCUAACCCUCCACUGUCACUUCAGGGAGGGGGGGACAGGGACUUCACUUGCCUGCGCUGGAAGCUACUUGCCUGUCCCCAGACCCCCCCUUGCCUCCUCCCUGCAGGAUGAGCCCCUCAGGGCGGGUGGGGGUCUCCAGGCACCCGCAGGGGCUCUGAUUCCCCCCCGCUUUGGGGACAACAUCUCCCUCCAGCUCCAUCCACCUCCACCCAGGUCCCCGUCCCCCACCCCAAAGUGUGUGGUGGUGGUGGGGACAUGUGUUUCUUUUUUGCUUCUCUUUGUGUUAUUUAUUGCACUUGCCAGGGUGGGGGGUUCCUGGGGGGGCCAGAGCUGUGUCCCAGUUUGUUUUUUGGUCUUUUUGGGUUUUUUUUUUUUUUCCCCUCUGGAAAAAGGAAGGAGGGGGAAAAAAAAAAAAAAAAAAGCAAAAGAAACACCAAAAAAAGCAAGUUUCCUUCCCCUCCAGGCUGUGAAAAUGUGACUCUCGUACAUAAAGUAUUAAUGUUUUCCAG
This is a messenger RNA of Aquila chrysaetos chrysaetos, 2048 nucleotides long. RefSeq names its product RAB4B, member RAS oncogene family (gene RAB4B). Gene Ontology annotation, biological process: regulation of endocytosis; Rab protein signal transduction. Bases 259 to 900 code for a protein of 213 amino acids. Gene Ontology annotation, molecular function: GTP binding; GTPase activity. Lineage: Eukaryota; Metazoa; Chordata; Aves; Accipitriformes; Accipitridae. Gene Ontology annotation, cellular component: endosome. The record is from RefSeq and is a predicted model, not a curated record. The transcript is spliced from 8 exons.